AUGGGCGAUGCCGGGUUUUUCAGGGGUACCAGCGCUGAACAGGACAAUCGUUUUACAGACAAACAAAAGAAAUUAUUGAAGACACUUAAAUUCCCAGAAAAUGUGUCGCAAAAGGUCGAUCUCAAGAAGGUCAACUUAGACCUACUGAAGCCGUGGAUUACUCUUCGUGUUAACGAAAUUUUAGGAGUGGAAGACGAUGUCGUCAUCGAAUUCAUAUUUAGCCAGCUGGAAGAAGAGAAUCCAGACCCUAGGCUAAUGCAAAUAAACCUGACCGGAUUUUUGAAUGCGAAAAAGGCUAGGGAAUUCAUGGGCGAACUUUGGCAACUUCUUAUUGACGCACAGGAUGCUCCUGAUGGUAUUCCUCCGAAGUUGGUAGAACUAAAAAAGCAGGAAAUGAAGAAACAGAUGGACGAGGAAAGCAAGUUGAAAAUUAAGGAGGAGAUUGAGAAGGUAAUUGAAGAGCGAACAGGGCGUCAAGACCGUUCGAAAGUUCGAAGUCCAGAACGGAGUCUGGAGCGAGUCAAGGAACACAGUCCUCGGCGAGCUGACUGGGAGAGAAUACGCGAACGGGAUUAUAAUCGCGAGAGAUUUCGUGAACGGUACCGAGACCGGUAUGAAGAGGACUACCCAAAACAUAAAGGUCGUGAGCACGAAAGGUAA
This is a messenger RNA of Soboliphyme baturini, 660 nucleotides long. The record is from the annotation of a GenBank genome assembly. NCBI's taxonomy places the organism in Eukaryota, Metazoa, Nematoda, Enoplea, Dioctophymatida, Soboliphymatidae.